Molecule: messenger RNA, 973 nt
Organism: Solanum dulcamara
Lineage: Eukaryota; Viridiplantae; Streptophyta; Magnoliopsida; Solanales; Solanaceae
Exons: 4
Coding region: 202-648 (148 amino acids)
Source: RefSeq, a predicted model, not a curated record
UAAGUGUACAUUUAAGGGGUCAUUUUAGACCAAGAUUUACAUCAUUUUCUGUCAUAAACUGUGUCAAAUUGCCAAAAUUGGAGACGAUAUGGUGUUGAUUGCAAAGAAUGUCAAAAUUUAGGGUGCAAAAGGCAAAGAGUCCGUGAAAUUCACAACCUUUUUCCGUUUGGGUAAGGAGGACUGAGGAGAAGCAAAGCAGCAAUGGCAGCUGGACUUGCAAUCGGAUUUACUGCUGUGAGACCACCAUUAAAGCAAGCACUAGGAGUAAAUAUCCUCAAUUACCAAAAAAGCAAAUGGGUCUUUAGCCCUUUGGCUUUUUCAUCAUCAUCUUCUUCAACAUCAAGAAAGCUAAUACUCUAUUCGAAGCCUGGUUGCUGUUUGUGUGAUGGCCUCAAAGAAAAACUCAAUGCUGCUUUCUCUUUUUCCAGUCUCCAGUCUUUACACGACAUUCAAUUACAGGUUAGAGAUAUAACUAGCAAUCCUGAUUGGGAGAAGGCUUACCAAUAUGAAAUACCUGUGUUGGCUAGAGUGCGUCCUGAUGGCACUGAGAAACAUCCUCUCUAUUUUCAUAAGACAGUGGUAAGGUCUGCAUACAUCCUACCUUCGCCAGACCCCACUUGUGGAAUUUCGCUAGGAGGUACUUCCUAGAUUAUCUCCUCGUCUUGGUGUUGAGGCCAUCCACAAGAAGAUUGCAACCGCAUUGAAUGAAUGAGCUUUCUCUCAACUACAAUUUUGAUGCCAGUCUUUGCUCAUAUCGUAAGAGUGAUAAUAGGAGAACUGUCUUCUUCUUCCUUUCCCUUUUACCUGACAACCUAUGUAUCUUGCAAUCAUACCACCACCAAACCUUGAGAUUAUGGUGGACAUACACAGUUUUACUGUGUAAUACACCAUAGGAUAACGACUAUUAAAAUACCAAUGAGUAAAACUAGAUAUUUAUACAUUUUACCGCUAAUGAAGCUUGUCGUUUUAGCUC